Molecule: messenger RNA, 885 nt
Organism: Symbiodinium sp. CCMP2592
Lineage: Eukaryota; Dinophyceae; Suessiales; Symbiodiniaceae
Source: the annotation of a GenBank genome assembly
AUGAAGCAGCUGCUUCGCAGAGCCAGCCGCCAUUCGCAACUCCGGCCUUUAUCGAGUGCUGCGCCGGCUCUCAGCGCGCUUCCUCGGCUGGGUGGGCUUGGUUUCAGAGAGACUCGGACACCGCAGACACCACAGCUGUCAGCUCUUCUGGGGCGUCGGCCUCCCUUUGUACCGGGCGUGGGCGGCGUGGGCUCCGGUACCCGUGCAUUUGCGUCUGCAAGGAACCAGUCCUACUACCAAGUGCUGGGUGUGUCCUCGUCAGCCUCGCAGGCAGAGAUCAAGAAGGCAUAUCUCGGCGAAGCCAAGAAAUGCCAUCCAGAUUUAAAUCCUUCCAAAGAUGCGAAAGAGAAGUUCCAGCAGUUGGCGGAAGCAUACCAGGUGUUGGGCGACGCAGACAAGCGCCAGCAAUACGAUCACUUCCUCCGCGAAGGAACUUCGCAGAGCUUCAGUGGAGCCCGGCGAUCACAAGGGGGCCCAGCCCAAGGCUUUCAGGCUGCUCCGCCACCGAGCGACCUGGACCCCUUCGAGCUCUUUCGGGCUGUGCUGGAGGCACUGGAGCUCGGCUCGGAACGCCUCAUGGGGCGUGUGCGCGCGGUUCAGAAGGAGGCCGGCGAUGCCAGCGUCGCCGCGCAGGCCGGGGACUUUGCGCCCGCCAAGACCUUCAUUUGGAAGCACAAGGGCCUCGCAGCCUCCGUGCUCUUGCCCCUGGGCAUCAUCCUGCGUUUUCCGGGCCUCAUUGGAAUGGCCCUGCGGGUCCUGGGUCUGGUCGCCGCGGCCACAUUGCAGAACCCAGCCAUGCGCGAGAUGUUCGCCAGAUGGACUUGGAUCCAGUGGCGCUUGCUGGUGCAAAGAGCUGCCAGGCGGGCUCACGAAAAGAAGCGGUGA